Peromyscus eremicus (cactus mouse) is the source of this 2144-nucleotide messenger RNA. RefSeq names its product small cell adhesion glycoprotein (gene Smagp). The record is from RefSeq and is a predicted model, not a curated record. Lineage: Eukaryota; Metazoa; Chordata; Mammalia; Rodentia; Cricetidae. The transcript has 4 exons. The coding region runs from base 223 to 519 and encodes 98 amino acids.
CCACACCUCUCGCCCUCUCCGCGCUCCGCGGCCUCCCACGAAGGUCGCACGCGGAAGGCGCAGGUGGGGCCUGGCUGCUCGCCCCGCUGGGCUCGCCCGCGCGCCUGGGCCCCGGGAGGCGCUCCCGGGAAGCCACCCUGCAGUCGGGGACACCGGCGGAUCCGCGCGGGGAGACCUGCCACCGCAGAUCUGACCCUGCGACAUACUCUCCCCUCGGCAGCGAUGACCAGCCUACCGGCUACGCCUUCUCCUGGAGAACUGAUGACCACGCCAGUCCUCCAGGCCCAUGAGACCCUGUCCCCACAAGCUGAAGAGGCCAGUACAGCACUCAUUGCAGUCGUUAUCACUGUGGUGUUCCUCACCCUGCUCUCGGUGGUGACCUUGAUCUUCUUUUACCUGUACAAGAACAAAGGCAGCUACGUCACCUACGAGCCUGCAGAAGGCGGUGAACCCAGCGCUGUCCUCCAGAUGGAGAGUGACUCAGCCAAGGGCAGAGAGAAGGAAGAGUACUUCAUCUAAUGGUCCCCAGCACCAACACUCACUCUGUAACUAGGGCACGUUCCUCUGAAGCCAGUGAGUGGCAUUAAGUGAGAUGGCAAAUCCAGUCACCUCCCUGGACACAGCCCCCAACACCAGCAUCACUGACUCCAGGGUCCAGGGACAUGGAGAAAGCUGCUUAUGACACCCAUAGCUGGACCUUGAUAAGGACAGUGCUCACAACUGGCCAACAAUGCGAGGUCGUGCCUGAGUUGGAAGAUGUAGAGGGAGGUCACAGGCUGGUCCACUUUGUCCCCUCCUGGUUGCCUAGUGAUAGCCUCAGUGUAGCUUCCUAGAGGCUAGACACCACAGGAAGGGAUGGGGCAGGAGGGGUAGGCUUCUGAAUGUUACUCCUUUGAUCUCAGCCCUACCAUUUCCCCCAACAGCCUCAAACUUAGUUUUUUAUCCAGAUUAAACUUAUGAAAGUCAGAUUUUCAUUUACAAGAACUAAAUUUUGACUUGUUUUUGCUUAAACUUUUUACAGCAUUUUCUUUGCUUAUUUAACAUGUUAUGUGUUGUCUCUCAGUAAGAACUGUGAAGUUCCCAGAACUAUCUCAGGAGUUUGUCCCAGAGAAGCAUCAACUGUCCCAUCAGAAACACAUGAGAACUAAGUGGGUUUGACCUUAAUCCUGGCAAGGGCCACAAUUUUCCAGAUCCCUGUGUAUCUACAAAGGGAACCAGGAAAAACCUGGCCACCUACAUUUCCCACCAGUAAAGCUCGCUCUUUAGAAAGACAGGGUUUCUCUGUGUAGUGCCUGUCCUAGAACUCACUGUGUAGACCACAUUGGCCUCAAACUCAGAGAUCCACCUGCCUCUGCCUCCAGAGUUCUGGGAUUAAAGGCGUGCAUCACCACUGCCUGGCCAGGCUCUUUUUAACCCAAGCUCCCUGAAUACUCUGGAAUUAAGCUAGCCUUCAUUCUGAGGUAUUAAACUCUAGUGUAGAUUGCAGAAGCUGCAGUGGAGAGGUUGGUUGGCUUUUGCUUUGUGAGUUGGAAACAUGGUCUUGUUAGUUAUCCCAGGCAGACAAAAACUAUAGGCAGCCCUCUUUCCUCAGUCUCUAGACUGGCUAGCUUGUUUUCAUAUUUCUCCACAUAGAACUCUGGAGCUACUAUCAGGAAAUUACCCUGAAGUGUACAGAUUGCUACACUAAGAUACUCUCCUUGAUGAAAACUUAAGAGCAAAGAGAACUGUGUAGACUAGGGUGGCUUUUGAGCUCACAGGGGCCACCUGGCUCUGCCUCCUCAGUGCUGGGAUUAAAGUCAAGUGCCAACAUGACCAGCAUGGCUCUUUGAUUUCUAAGUUUAUGUUUGGAAUCCCAGAGUCCCUCUAAUGGAGCUCAUGAGAACAGUCGAACCUGAAACCCAGCCUUGCACAUCUCCAUUCACUUCACAGACAUCACUAAAACAGAGCCCCAGCAGCACCUAGCUGGUUUCUGGGUGGGAUAUGAAGACCUGACAUAAAUGAAGACAUGUGAACACAUGCUAAGUAAAGAAUGCCUAGAGUGCGGUGUAAUGCAACUUCAUCACUUUAUUCAAAUCUUCAAAAUAGUCUUUAUUCUACAUUUUUAGUAUAAAAAAUCCACAAGUUAAGUGCACCACAGUGUAGAG